Clunio marinus is the source of this 564-nucleotide messenger RNA. NCBI's taxonomy places the organism in Eukaryota, Metazoa, Arthropoda, Insecta, Diptera, Chironomidae. The record is from the annotation of a GenBank genome assembly.
AUGGGUACGAAAAUUCCGGUGACUAGACAGUGGAAUCGUUGUAACAAAAAGGAAUGGAGAGAAGAGGUAAAGUGGAGUAUCCCGCAUAUAUACAGACUUCUCAACUCACACAAACACGAGCAGCAGAGAUUUUUUAACAUACAUUCUGCUUUCGAUGGAUUAAUAAAGUUAAUCUACUUCAAGAACAAGGCAGUUAAUACCAUUGCAAGCUUUUAUCUGAUGGAUAAGUAUAAAAAUAUUUAUCUUAUCAAUUGUCAUUCAAAAGAAAGAUUGCAUUUUGACACGAUUGCAAAGUUAUCGACAUCAGAAAUAUUCUUAGCCGUUACAAGGUUGUUAGAAUAUUCACAUUUCUGUCGUGAUAGUCAUGCUUCCAGCUGCGCCUUAGCGAAAAACAAAACAAUAUCCGUUGGAAAAAUGACAUUGUCUAUUAAAGUCCGGUGUUCUCCCCAAAUACUCAAACCAGAAUUUCCUGAAAUUGUCUUAAAAAAUCUGCUGCAAAAGAAAAAGGUCCUUUUCUUGACCAUCAAGACUGCUUAUUUUCCCAUAAAGAUUCCCAUUCCCUAA